AUGAGGGAGACAGGAGGGGGCGUUUCGGGAUUUGGAAAUCCAGGAUUCUUUGGGACUGGCAGUGAGGGUGAUCCAGGAUUCCUUGAGACUGGCAGUGAAGGUGGUCCAGGAUUAGGAAAUCCCGGAUUCUUUGGGAUGGGUAGAGACGGUGGUCCGAGAUUUGGUAGUCUUGGAGUUGGGACUGGCAACGAUGGAGGAUCGGGAUUUAAACCCGAAAGGGUUGGGAUUGGUAGUGAGGGUGACUUGAGAUUUGGUAGUUUCGGGUCAUUUGGGACCGGCGACAAGGGAAGAUCGGGGUUUUCCGUUCCUGGGAAGGUUGGGUCUUGUAUUGAGGGUGACUCGGGAUUUGGUAGUUUCGGGUCAUUUGGGACUGGCGACAAGGGAAGAUCGGGGUUUUCCGUUCCUGGGAAGGUUGGGUCUUGUAUUGAGGGUGACUCGGGAUUUGGUAGUUUCGGGUCAUUUGGGACUGGCGACGAGGAAAGAUCAGGGUUUUCCGUUCCUGGGAAGGUUGGGUCUUGUAUUGAGGGUGAUUCUGGAUUUGGUAGUUUAUGGUCAUUUGGGACUGGCGACGAGGGAAGAUCGGGGUUUUCCGUUCCUGGGAAGGUUGGGUCUUGUAUUGAGGGUGACUCUGGAUUUGGUAGUUUCGGGUCAUUUUGGAAUGGCGACAAGGGAAGAUCAGGGUUUUCCGUUCCUGGGAAGGUUGGGUCUUGUAUUGAGGGUGACUCAAGAUUUGGUAGUUCCGGGUCAUUUGGGACUGGAGACGAGGGAAGAUCGGGGUUUUCUGUUCCUGGGAAGGUUGGGUCUUGUAUUGAGGGUGACUCUGGAUUUGGUAGUUUCGGGUCAUUUGGGACUGGCGACGAGGGAAGAUCGGGAUUUUCCGUUCCUGGGAAGGUUGGGUCUUGUAUUGAGGGUGACUUAGGAUUUGGUAGUUUAGGGUCAUUUGGGACUGGCGACGAGGGAAGAUCGGGGUUUUCCGUUCCUGGGAAGGUUGGGACUUGUAUUGAGGGUGACUCGGGAUUUGGUUGUUUUGGGUCAAUUGGGACUGGUGACGAUGGAAGAUUGGGGUUUUUCAUUCCCGGUAAAGUUGGGUCUGGUAGGGAAGGUGUUUCGGGAUUCGGUUGUCUUGAGCCAAUUGGAACUGGAAAUGCGGGAAGAUCAGGGUUUCCCUUAUCUGGAGUUGGGUCUGGUAGAGAGGGUGACUUGGGAUUUGGUAGUCCCCAGCUAUUUGGGACUGGUAUUGACGGUGAGUUGGGCGUUGGUAGAUCUGGAUCUACCGUUUGGGCUAAACGAGCCUCACCUAAUUGUAUCAACUAG
Messenger RNA from Impatiens glandulifera, 1314 nucleotides. RefSeq lists its product as uncharacterized. The record is from RefSeq and is a predicted model, not a curated record. Bases 1 to 1314 code for a protein of 437 amino acids. Lineage: Eukaryota; Viridiplantae; Streptophyta; Magnoliopsida; Ericales; Balsaminaceae. The transcript has a single exon.